Colletotrichum godetiae is the source of this 1680-nucleotide messenger RNA. RefSeq lists its product as uncharacterized. NCBI's taxonomy places the organism in Eukaryota, Fungi, Ascomycota, Sordariomycetes, Glomerellales, Glomerellaceae. The transcript is spliced from 3 exons. Bases 301 to 1347 code for a protein of 348 amino acids. The record is from RefSeq and is a predicted model, not a curated record.
GUGCCUAGUACUUGCACUUAUUUCUUGGCGAGUACAGAGGAAGAAGGAGCCAAGCAAAUCUCAUCGCCCCCUGUCCAGCAUCCCGAUCCUUCGCAGAAAACACAAUCUGCCAUCCAAUAAGUUUGCUCGCGAUGGCUUCUUUCUUCCGCCAUCCACUCUCGCAUUCGUUGCUGUCGCCAGACACGAGGGAGCGCUCGCCUCCCGUCCACUCGCUCAAUACGCCGUACACGUGAAUAUCCACGGCCACCCGCAUUCAAAUCACGAUCGCGAUCACGAUAACCCACUUCCACCACCGCAGCCAUGGGCCUCCCCAACGCCCUCCUCGCGCUCCUCGCAACGAUCAUCGCAACAGCGGACGCCCUGAACGUCACCGUCCCCUCGGAGAUCGAAGCCGGCGUUGAGACGGAAAUCGAAAUUGGCUUCGAUUACUGGAAACAGCCGUUUGUCUACGAGACCCUUCCAGGGCCAGUCUUUGACGAGGUCGUGGCGGUAUGCCGAAACCCCGUGGACGAGGAGGUUGGCUGUGGACACGAUAUGUUGUACGAGCAUUACCAGCUGUUCCUAUUCACUGAGGAAUGGAUGGACACCUGCUACCUGAGCGACUUCAUCCCAAUGGGCACAACCAACCCCAAAAUCACAAUCCCCAAAGACCUAGGACCCCCCGAAGCCUAUAAAAUCACAGCCAUGGCCUUCAACGGCACGCAAAUCCAAACAAACUACUACGGCGUCGAAUCCUCCCCCGACUUUACCCUCACAAACACAGACAUCAAAUCCUGGACGUCAUGGGAACACUACGGAGGCUGGUUGAAACCAUGGCACUCCCUCCCCUGCUCCUCGUACGGCUGCUUCCGCACCUGCGGCCUCAAAUUCGCAGAUGACAAGGGGAACACGAAACAAGGCACGGCCGCCGGGCUCUUCAACUGCCUUAACGAGUGUCCUGGUAUUCUUGCGGAUUGGAAUGACGAUGAUUCGCAGUGGUCGUGGUAUAAAGCGUUCGACGGGUUCGAUUGGUCUGGUGAAUCGACGGCCGUGACGACGAGCACGCCGAGCGCGGUGCCUAGUACUACGGGUUAUGGGUACCAGACGAUGGAUAAGCAGGAGACGACGUUGUACGGCACGCCGACGGCGCCGACGGAGUAUUCGUGGUAUAGUCUUUUGACGGCGAAGCCGACGGCGACAAGACAGGCUUCGGCGGGGAAGAGGAGGGCUAAGCCUCCCGUGGCGGUGCCAAAGAAGACGAGCUAUGCGGGCCUCAUGGUAACGACAGUGUUGACGUGCCUGGUUGCGUUUGGCAUUGGAUCUGUGCUCGGAUGGAUUUGGCCUGAUGGAUUGAGGCACGAUGGAUGAAGAUGGUUGUUGCAGAUGUAUGGUGUGCAUAGUUAUUAGAGCAAUUGAGCUAUUGCCCAUUCCGUGCUCUCCUGAAUGACUUCAGCUUCGGCUUCUCUGCAUCGAAGCUCUCAAAGGCCGAGCGGAUCCUAUUAGCUAAUAAUAAGAGCUACCAGAUAACACGGCCUGCACCCCGCACGAGCUCGAUGCAUCAGCUGGGUGUCCCAGGGGACGCCCGGACGCGCUUUGCUGCGGGGAACUCCUGUGAGAGUGAGACGGACACUUGACAAUCGGGGUUCCUAGCCCAUUGUUUACCUCAAAACGUGUUGUUCCGGGCUGGGAAGCGGUAAUUCU